UAAUCUGCUUGUAAUUUAUUCUGAUGACAAUCAGGUCCCAAAGAUUAAAAUGACGAUCGUUAAUCAGAAUAUACUUGCAUUAGUUGCAAUUGCCUUCGAAGGUUCUUCGAUCAUAGAAAGUAUGGCUUGUUACCUUAGCACUUGGUAG
Dentiscutata erythropus is the source of this 148-nucleotide messenger RNA. NCBI's taxonomy places the organism in Eukaryota, Fungi, Glomeromycota, Glomeromycetes, Diversisporales, Gigasporaceae. The record is from the annotation of a GenBank genome assembly.